AUGCUCAUUUUUAAAACUAAAAAUCUUGAACCACCAUUCAAAAUGAGUAUAAUUGAAAACGAUUCUCCUUCUUUUAUUCAAUUCAAAAAUCAUCAGCAUUUUUAAAAACCAAGCAGUUAAGAUUUUGGUAUUAAAACUAAACAAAAUCUAUCAUUAAGUUAAUAGAUAGAAAACAAACAUGAAAAGGUUGAAGAUAAAUUGGAUAUCCAGAAAACAUAAAGAGUUAAAAGACAAGUAUUUGAUGCAAAUUUAAACUAAACUUAAGAAAUAGGGCAAUAAGCUCAUUCCUUUAUUCCUCGAUUAUUAUCUAAAAAAAUAGCAUUACGUCAAAGCCAAAGAAAUAAAAGUCAAAAUUUUUAAUAUCAUCAUUGUGAACAAUACCCUCUCCUGCCUUUUAUCAAGAUUUAAAAAGUUAAACAAUUUUAAAAAUCAGAUUAACAACCAAGCAUUCUAAAAUCUAAGAACGUUAGUAACUAAAAUCAUUUAAAAACUUGCUAAAGGAAUAAAACUAGAAUGAGAGAAAAUUUAAUAAUUCUAAAAAUUGUAGAUAAUUUGUAAGAAUCAACAAUCUUAUUAGAACUAUGA
Paramecium sonneborni is the source of this 585-nucleotide messenger RNA. Lineage: Eukaryota; Ciliophora; Oligohymenophorea; Peniculida; Parameciidae. The record is from the annotation of a GenBank genome assembly.